AUGCGAACGGCGGGUUUCAAAGGGAAACUGCAAGAGGCCCUAGUAGAGCCGUCCCUUUCGAGCAACAGUUUGCCGGAAGGUCACUGGCCGAGCAGAGGCGGUUUCAGCAGAGAGGUGAAGGGAGAGAAAGACAUGAGGAAAAACCGAGAUAUCCGAGAAGAGACUCCCAUGGAGUGGCUCGAGAUCAGCCAGCAGAGCGGUUCUCGCAGACUAGGGGUGACCGAAGCUCGUUCCCAAAGUUCUCUCCGAGAAGCUGGAGAGCGGUAUGCACCGAAGCACCUUUCAGGGCAACCUCUCUCAAGAAAUGCUGAACGCUAUGUUUCGGGGCAUGCUAGACAGGAGUUGAUGUCUGCAAAUAGGCAUGUGACUGUGCCUCUAUCGGUUCCUCGUUCCUCGGCUGCGUCAGAAUUCCUCUAUGGAACAUCCGCCGUCAAAGCCGCCCUUCAAGCUGGAACUCGAAAGCUUUUCAAAUUGUACAUUCAGCAAGAAGCCAACGGAACAGACCAACGAGAAGGAGACAACGAAGUCCUCCAGCUUGCCCGGAAAUGUGGCGUGGCUGUAAAACAACUUGGUGCGCUUGCAGACGACUCGCGACUUCUGAGCAAGAUGGCUCAGGGAAGGCCACACAAUGGAUAUAUCUUGGAGGCGUCACGACUACCGAAUACGCCAGCCAGGGCACUUGAUACAGUUGAAAAACCAGGAGAUGGAUUCACCUUUACUCCUGACCAUCAAUCUGACGAAGAGAUUGCAGUGAACGGCACUUCAUGCAAGAUUUCGGCUAGCAAUGGUCGCUAUCCUUUUGUCCUCCUGCUAGAUAGCAUCCUAGAUCCCGGCAAUCUUGGCGCCAUCAUUCGUUCUGCAGCAUUCUUCGGCGUUGACGCAAUCGCCCUGAUCGACUAUAACCUUGCUCCAUUCUCCCCAGUCACUCUCAAAGCAUCUUCAGGCGCCGCAGAAUAUAUGCACUACUUGAGGAUCAAGAAUGACAUUAAUUUCGUCAAAAGAUCGCAGAGUAAUGGAUGGAAGUUUUUUGCCGCUGUUGCUCCGAAGAGUGCGUCAGCCAGUCGAGCAGGGCCUAGCGUUUUUCGGUUACAAGAGGCUGAGGAAGCCCUGCUGAAAGGCCCUUGCGUACUGAUGUUUGGUGGGGAAGGUGAUGGCCUCCGUCCUCGAUUGCAAAAGGUUUCCGAUGGGAUAGUUGGUAUUGAGGGAGCCGUCGGGGCGAAGACUGGAUCUGGUUUGGACAGCCUUAAUGUUAGCGUCGCAGCUGCAUUGAUGAUGCAAGUUUUCGUAAAGGGAUCCACCACGAAGGCUAAGACGGAGAACUUGGAGGGAGAGGUGUCAAGAGAAGAUGAGCUGCUCUUCUGA
Endocarpon pusillum Z07020 is the source of this 1362-nucleotide messenger RNA. RefSeq lists its product as uncharacterized. Bases 1 to 1362 code for a protein of 453 amino acids. The record is from RefSeq and is a predicted model, not a curated record. Lineage: Eukaryota; Fungi; Ascomycota; Eurotiomycetes; Verrucariales; Verrucariaceae. Gene Ontology annotation, biological process: rRNA methylation. The transcript has 2 exons. Gene Ontology annotation, cellular component: mitochondrion. Gene Ontology annotation, molecular function: RNA binding; RNA methyltransferase activity.